AUGUCUCUCAGUAGUCCGGUAACGACCAUGCGCCCACAGCUGCAUGGUAUGAAGGAACUUUGCAGGUUCCUUGGUGGGAAGAGGCCAAUUGAGAGAUUGCUUAUCGCUAACAACGGAUUGGCUGCAGUAAAGGGAAUCGACUCUGUUCGCUCCUGGUUAUACGUGCACACUGGCAAUACAGAGGCGGUGGAGUUUACUGUGAUGGCGACGCCGGAGGACCUUCACGCGAAUGCAGAGUUUAUUUCUCUCUCAGACAGACACGUUGCAGUCCCUGGAGGCCCCAACAGAAACAACUACGCCAACGUUGACAUCAUUAUGCAGACAGCCGUACAGAACUCCUGCAAUGCCAUCUACCCGGGCUGGGGUCAUGCCUCGGAGAAUCCGGCGUUGCCCCGCGAAUGUGUGAAAACUGGUGAGAGGGUUAUAUUUCUCGGCCCCUCUGCAAAAGCGAUGUUUGCUUUGGGCGACAAAAUUGCGUCGACCAUUGUGGCGCAGUCGAACGGCGUGCCAACAGUGCCCUGGAGUGGUGAUGAGAUCCUAUUACCACCGGGUGUGUUUGAGGUGGAUCCGUUGGUGUAUGAAAAAGCGUAUAUAAGUACUGCAGAGGAAUGUGAAGAACUGUGUGGCCGCCUUGGUUUCCCUGUCAUGAUUAAAGCCUCGGAGGGCGGUGGUGGCAAAGGUAUUCGCCGCUGUCUCCGCAAGGAGGAUGUGCGGGACAUGUUUUUUGCCGUCGCAGAAGAGGUAAAGGGCUGCCAUAUUUUCGUCAUGCGUAUGUUAGAGAACGUGCGGCAUCUCGAAGUUCAGUUGCUGGCAGAUGACUACGGCGACUGUAUUGCCGUGCACACACGUGACUGCUCGGUGCAGCGACGACACCAAAAGAUCAUUGAGGAGGGGCCUGUGUUUGGUGUGGAUGCCUCAAUUAUCAACGACAUGGAGGCAGCAGCCGUGCGUCUCGCCAAGGCUGUAAAAUACCGCGGUCUUGGUACGGUGGAGUACAUGUACGACAAAUCCACGCAGAAGUUUUUCUUCUUGGAGCUCAACCCGCGUAUACAGGUUGAACACCCCGUUUCAGAGCUUGUGUCUGGUGUGAACCUUCCGGCUGCGCUGCUGUGUGUUGGCAUGGGAGUUCCGCUUCACAGAAUCCCGGAGGUACGAACUUUCUUCGGAGAGCAACCGUACGAUACCUCGCCGAUAGAUUUCACCCGGCGCCGCUGUCUUGCGGCGAAAGGUCACACCAUCGCCGUACGCGUUACGGCAGAGGACACAGAUGAAGGCUUCCGUCCAACGUCGGGCCGUGUGGAAGAGAUUGCUUUCAAAAACAGCAAGGAAUGCUGGGGUUAUUUUUCCGUUGGUGCGGGUGGGGAGAUACACCAGUUUGCAGAUUCACAAUUUGGACACAUUUUUUCUUCUGCGGAAACGCGUGAGGAAGCGCGACGUGGGAUGGUGAUGGCCCUGCGUAACCUUGUUAUUCGUGGUGAAAUACAUACGUCCGUGUCAUACGUCUUGGGGCUUCUUGAGAGGCCCGAAUUUUGCAACUGUGACGUCAGUACGGAUUGGCUAGACCGCCUUAUAUCCGCGCGAAUUCUGCAGAGUGCGCAGCAUAACCAGCAAGAUGUAUACAUCGCUCUUACUGCAGCGUGCACACUGCGGAUGCUAUCGAAGCGAGAUGAAAACCACGGCAGGUACGUUUCAUUUCUCAGUGCGGGGCACGUUCCCACAACUGAAUUCUUGAGCAACUACGAAUCGGAGUCGUACGUCAAUAGAUCCACAAACUUUAACGUCACCAUGGGUCUAACAAGCCCAACCGAGAUAUCUAUUUCUCUUAACGGCAGUGUGAUCUCUGUUCCGUUUCGUAAGUUGAAGUCUGGUGCGCUGCAGCUCCGUGUGGGAGGAAAAACAGCAAUUGCGUACGCAGAGAAAGAACCAUCAAGUCUGCGCAUUUCUAUUGGUGGAAAGGAAACAACAUUCACAGGUGACAUUGAUCCGACUAAGUUGUUUGCUGCGGUUCCCGGUCGGUUUGUUCGGUACCUUGUGUGUGAUGGGGGUCAUGUGGAAGAAGGAACUAUUGUGGCAGAGGUGGAAGUGAUGAAGAUGAUUUUGCCACUGAGGGCGUCAACAGUGGGUGCGCUGCACCACAAAGUAGCCCCUGGUAGCACCAUUGCCUUGGGUACGCUGGUUGCGGAAAUAACCCCGGACGACCCAAGUAAGGUUGCACGACCGAGGGAAGCGACAGAGCCGUGGCCGCCAGAACUGCUUGAUGCUGCAGAUAAGGAAGACCAGAUGGAGCGCCUCGACAGCUUAGCCCGAGCGCGGCGUGGAGCAGAGGCGUUGUGGAAUAUGUUACGUGGGUAUCACUUUAGCGGUAUCCCACUGGACCGACGGCUUAAGUCGGCUUUCUCAGACCUUGGAGCGCUCAGCCUUUCCUCAGUGUCGCUCACUGCGCUUAACUUACCAUUUAUUUCGGAGAGGGUUGUCGGUUCUGACCACGCAACGCCGAACUAUAAACUCCGCGUCGUUUUGGAGACGCUCAUUUCCGAGUAUGUGGAGGUCGAGCGCUCAUUUGUGAGGUGCAACCGGCAGGAAGCUAUUCAUCAAGUGCGUGAAACUACAGGAGAUACGCGGAAGGUAUUUGAGAUUGACUUUGCUCAUAAUCAGCCCUCUCACCACGGUGUCAUUAAGGCCGUGCUGAAUACCUUGGAGAACAAUAUGGUACUGUUAAAGUCUCUCAUGCCCUCACUUUCCACCCUGGUAAAUUUGCGCUCCACUGGCGAUGGGACACUUCAGAUGCAAGCUCGUUACUUACUCCGACAGUGCAGUCUUCCUUCCUUCGUGGAGCGCAAGAUCGCCUUCACAAGGGAACUAGAGGAGGGUUCCAUGAUGGACCUCAUCCAGGGAAGCUAUGGUACUGAUUUGCUUUGCGCUACUAUGUUUGACCGGCAGGUGCCACACCUUAUACAGUUGUGCCUCGAGUUCCAUGUGCAGCGUGAGUACUUUGGUCAGAGUCGGAUCACGAACCUUGACGUCUGUACGAGGGAUGGAUGCUGGUAUUGCUAUUAUGAAUAUGAACCACUCGAAGAGCAUGACCCGCUGCUGGCUGGUGUACUUCACUGCCACGCCCCGGAUGCAACGGCCGGUAGUGCUGAGAACCAGGGUGCCGGUGUUGUUCUGAUGCUUCCCGACGUGAAGGUGCUUCAGAAAACGUGGGCGGAGACGCUCAACUUAAACUUGCAGCAGACGUCUCGGUGCCCUUCUGUGUGCACAGUCUUUGUUUCGGUCUGCAGGCAAUUUACGGAAGAGGAGGUCGCGCGUUUGUGCGAGGGUGCGCUGAGGGACAAUGCGGAAGCACUCAGGCAGCAUGUGAAGCUGGAGCGCGUCACAUUUAUUGUGCAUGGUGUUGACCGUGGCCCCCGUACAUUCACUUAUCGUAGUGCCCAUGACUGGCGCGAGGACACACUGAUCCGAAACGUGGCACCGCUCUCCGCACGCCGGUUAGAGCUGCAACGUCUUGAAAACUAUGAUGUGGUUAUGUACCCGACACCCUUCAAGGAGAUUCACGUGUUCCACGCCACACCCAAAAAGAAAAGUGUUUCAUUUCUUGAGCACCGCAUCUUUGCGCGCGCAUGCGUGACUCCCCGCGACUUGGGUGUUGCACCAUGGACAGUGAUGAAUGAAAUUGACGCAGGGCAUAUGUUUGACAUAUGCCUCGAUGCACUUGAUGUCAUACGUAGUGACAGCACUAUCAAGUACCCGAAGCACAAUCAUCUUUUCAUAAAAAUGGUUGAACUAACUUUUGACCUGAGCAGCUUGAGAAAGGUGUUGUCGCAGGUGGGAAAAUCGUACAAGUGGCGGACGAUGCAUCUUGGUGUGGCCGAAGUGGAGCUGUCCUUCCUUCUUCCCGUUUCCAGUGGAUACGUUCCGUUCCGUGUCAUCGUGUCAUCUUCUUCGGGGGCCAGCGCGGCUAUGCGCAUCUACCACGAGUGGAAUGAGGGUGGAAAGCCAUGCCUACGUCGAGCGCAGAACUCUGAGGACAUUCUCAUGAACUCUCUUUACACGUCGUCUGACAGCGUGCAGGAACAGGCAGCUGACGCGCAAAAGGUAGAGCCCCCUUCAGGGUGCCCUGCCGGCGCCGUCGGGGGUACUUUAACUCGUGCCCUGGCAAAACUAGAAGCGCUGCGGAGCCUGCUUCCUUCACGGGGUGAUGAAGGAGACGCGAUUGAUGACGGUGAAGAGUGCAUUCCAUUACAACCGUACCCAUUGUUGAAUGCAAAGCAGCUUAAACGGCUACAAGCCUGGAUGAUCCACACGGUGUACGUGCACGAUUGGCCAGAACUUCUUCAGUAUGCUUUGCGUGAAGAAUGGAAGCAGCAUGCACGUGGCCGCAGAUUUCCGCUCUCGCGUAUUCCCCCUUCUGUUCUUAAGGCCACAGAACUCUAUCUCGAUCCAGCGGACAAGAAGACCCUUCUUGAAGAAAAACCACAGGGUCACGUUCCAUGUGGAGUCAUCGUGUGGUUGGUUGACAUAAACCCGCCUUCAUAUUAUGACAGUGAAUCUAACAUUGCGGGAAGCCGUCGGUUUGUGAUGGUUGCCAAUGACAUUACUUUUCAGUCGGGUUCCUUUGCUGUGCCAGAGGACGAUGUCUUCUCCGCGGCCUCUGUUUUAGCCCGGCAGUUGCGCAUCCCGUUUGUGUAUAUUAGUGCAAACAGUGGUGCGCGUAUCGGCCUAAGCGCCGAGGUGAAGAAAAGGUUCCGUGUUGCCUUUAACGAUGCGGAGGAAGCGGAGUAUUUAUACCUCGUGCAAUCUGAUUACGAUGAACUGGUGAGCCGUGGCGUGCGGCUUGCGGUGGAGAAGUUGGAACCACGACAAGUGGAAGGUGACGAGGGGGGCGAAGUGAGGUAUGUCAUACGUGGUGUCGUUGGUGGGACAGAGGAGUACUUGGGUGUCGAAAACCUUCGUGGGUCGGGGCUCAUUGCUGGCCACAUGUCAAAGAACUACAGCAAUGUACCGACGAUCAGCAUUGUGACCGGCAGAAGUGUUGGAAUUGGCGCGUACCUCAACCGUAUCGGACGUCGAGUUAUUCAGACCGGUGAUGCCCCCCUCAUAUUGACAGGCGCGGCUGCACUCAACAGACUUCUCGGAAAGGAGGUGUACAGUGACAACAGUCAACUUGGCGGGCGGCAAGUGAUGGUUCCUAACGGUGUAACACACUGGUAUGCGAAGAACAACCGCCUGGCAGCUGAGACACUCCUGCGCUGGCUCGAUUAUGUCCCACCCGUCGUACAUCCACUGCGUUGUUCUCCACGUAUCCUUGCGCUGCGACAGCCAGAUCCUAUUGACCGAGACGUGACUUAUGAACCCAGUGGUGUGGAGUCUUACGACCCACGGGGGUUGGUCCGAGGUGUGGGUGACAAAUUGGGGCUGUUCGAUCGCGAUUCCUGGGUUGAGUCACUGGAAGGUUGGGCCAAGACCGUUGUUACGGGCCGAGCAACACUUGGUGGUAUUCCAUGCGGUAUUGUUCUCGUCGAAACGCGGCCAACGCGCAAAUGCAAACCAGCAGACCCCGCGGACCCAACGUCGUCAGAGGCCUUUGUCGCACAGGCAGGGCAGGUUUGGUUCCCGGAUUCAGCACGAAAGACGGCGGACGCGCUGGACGACUUCCACCGGGAGCGGCUGCCAUGUUUCAUCUUCGCGAACUGGCGAGGUUUUUCAGGUGGCAUGCGGGACAUGUUUGAAGAGGUGCUAAAGUUUGGCGCCUCCAUCGUUGACAACCUCCGCGUGUACAACUGCCCGGUAUUUAUUUACAUCCCACCGCGCGGUGAGCUACGCGGUGGAGCUUGGGUUGUUGUCGAUCCAUCCAUCAACCACUGUGGUGCAGUGGAGAUGUACUGUGAUGGUAGUGCCCGUGGCGGGGUACUCGAAGCUGCAGGUAUUGCAGAGAUCAAGUUCCGUGAGGCUGACGUACGGGAGCUGAUCCGACGAAACGAACCGCGGUUGAGGUCAUUAAGCCCUGACCACCGCCAUGCGGAAGAGAAUCGGCUGCUACCGCGUUACAACGACGUGGCGCUUCGAUUUGCGGACCUUCAUGACACACAUGUCCGCAUGGAAGCGACUGGCGUCGUGCGUGGGGUCAUUCCCUGGAAGGACAGUCGACGUCGCUUCUACGAAAAGCUCCAGAGGAAACUGAAGGAAUUGUCACUUGCGGCGACGCUGGUGGAGCGUCGGAUGGCAGGUGACCUCGCGGACGGUGUACGGUACCUCGAGCAAGCCUUCGCACAAAAGCACCCAGGAGUUUUGUGGGGAAGUGAUGAUGCCCUGCAGUUGCAGUGGCUGAUAGAGUAUGAAAGCGAGCUCAACGUUUCCACACACAACAUUGUGUCACCCACUUCAGCAUCCGCAGAAAUACUGGAAGCGCUCCGGCGUCAUGUGCCCUUACAUGGAGAACAAAACGAAGCAGGUGAAGGGUUGGAAGGGUGUUUUGAGGAGCUUUUCAAAGACGAAAGGAUGCGGCGUGCGGCCAUGCAGGCGCUGGAACGUACAACCGCGAAGUAA
Molecule: messenger RNA, 6546 nt
Organism: Trypanosoma brucei brucei TREU927
Lineage: Eukaryota; Euglenozoa; Kinetoplastea; Trypanosomatida; Trypanosomatidae
Product: acetyl-CoA carboxylase, putative
Exons: 1
Coding region: 1-6546 (2181 amino acids)
Biological process (GO): fatty acid biosynthetic process
Molecular function (GO): metal ion binding; acetyl-CoA carboxylase activity; ATP binding
Source: RefSeq, a predicted model, not a curated record